UUCUUGUUUGCGCACAUAAUUACAGUUAAUUAGCACUCUGCAUUCACAAUAUGGAGAGAGUUUCUCUAAUUUUCCUACAUUCUCUACUCAUGUUGUUUUCUUGGCUUACCCUUGCUACGACUGAUCAAAUCAAAAGUGAUGAAUCUUCACUUCUUGCCCUCAAAUCCCGCAUCACUUCAGAUCCCGACAAUUAUUUGAAAAAUAAUUGGACCAUCGGAACCUCCAUUUGCACAUGGAUAGGAGUUACGUGUGAUUCACGUGAUAGUAGGGUGACUGCUUUAGAUCUCUCAUAUAUGGGACUCGAAGGCAGCAUCCCACCAGAAAUCGGAAAUCUUUCUUUUCUUGUUUCUCUAGAUUUGAGUUUGAACUCUCUUUGCGGCCCCCUACCAAAGGACAUCUGCAGGCACAACAACCUUCAAAGACUCGAAGCACUUUACCUCUUCUCCAACAAAUUGGAGGGUGAGAUACCAUUGAGUUUGGGUGAAUGUCCACAGCUUGAGUUUAUUAACUUGUCAUACAACAACUUUGGUGGACAUGUGCCAUCACAAAUUGGGAACAUCACACAACUUAAGGCAUUAGACCUUAGUUGGAACAAUCAAAGAGGUACUAUUCCAAAAGAGAUCGGAAAUCUUCAUAAUUUACGAUACAUGAAGUUGGAAUCUAACCAACUUAUUGGAUCAAUUCCGAGAGAAGUGGGGAACAUGACAGCUCUUUUCGAAUUACAGCUCCGUAAUAAUAGUUUAAGUGGUAUGAUUUAUUAUUCACCUAGCCACAAGUUUAGUUACUCAAGCUAGCUCGUGAGUUAAUUUCUUUUUUUUCUUAUUUCAUUUGAUCUUGUUUUGGUUGGUUUCAGGGGUUAUGUUUAGAAGGUUAAAAACUAAUUAAAAAAAGCUUAUUACAAGUCUUCAAAUAACAUAUAUUAAUUUCUUGUUUGUUGUAAAACGCGCAUUAACAUAAAUUAAUGACUAAUAACGUGUCUCAAUUAUUAAAACUGAUUGGAAAUGAAGAAUGGCUAAUUCCUAUAAUUUUUCGGAAAAAACAAGUAGGCUUAUUUCUUUUUCAGUUAAUUAUGUAGUGAGCAUAACCUAAUAAUAUAUGGCCAUAGACAGAUUUAUAAUCAUGUAUUAACAAAACUGAUACUGCUAACAAAUAGAAAAUUACUACUAAAAACAAGUAGAUUAUUAUCGCAUAUGCAAUUUGAGCCCAGUAUCUCUAGACUUAAAAUUGCCUCACUACUAAAACCAAGUAUCGAACUUAGAGAGUGUUUGGCUGAGCUUAAUUAUAAGCUCUUUAAAACAGCUUAUAAGCUCCUUUAAAAUGUUUGGUAAAAUAAGCUCCUAAAUAACUUAUAAGCUAUAAAAAUAAGUUAUAAGAGAAUAUAAGCUCCCCAAAAAAUAAGUUCCUCUAUUCCAACUUAUU
Salvia miltiorrhiza (redroot sage) is the source of this 1419-nucleotide messenger RNA. Its product is annotated as receptor-like protein 35. The coding region runs from base 51 to 794 and encodes 247 amino acids. Gene Ontology annotation, molecular function: protein binding. The transcript is spliced from 2 exons. The record is from RefSeq and is a predicted model, not a curated record. NCBI's taxonomy places the organism in Eukaryota, Viridiplantae, Streptophyta, Magnoliopsida, Lamiales, Lamiaceae.